Molecule: messenger RNA, 1171 nt
Organism: Hordeum vulgare subsp. vulgare (domesticated barley)
Lineage: Eukaryota; Viridiplantae; Streptophyta; Magnoliopsida; Poales; Poaceae
Exons: 1
Coding region: 195-917 (240 amino acids)
Source: RefSeq, a predicted model, not a curated record
ACCGGGCGGGGUGAUCCUUCCGCUGGGUCGCAACCGCGCCCAUAAAAAAAAGUGAAACCCACCAGACCUCCUUGCCUUCUCCGGUUCUCCUCCCUUCCCAUCCCCAUCACGUCGCCCGGCCGCCCACCGCUGGGACCCCAAGCCCACGGGGCCCUCAACCUGACCCCCUCGCCGGAGCGGCCGAGCGCGCGCCCAUGGACGAGUACCGGCCGCGCCGGUCGCCGGCUACCGAGCGGUUCGUAGGGUUGUUCUCGUCGCCCUCCUCGUCGCCGACGGAGUCGUCGUUCGUCGCCGGGGAUGAGUUUCACGAGGACGACUUCAUGUUCUCAUCUGCCCCAGUCGCCGCCUCGGACGCGCGGCCCGACGGGCCAGGGAGCCCGACCCGGGUUCCGCAUAGCCACCUCGGUCUCCUCGCCGCGCUGCACGAGGGGGACAAAAGGCUCCUUCUUCGCCGCGCCGGGGGCGGCAGCGGGGUAGCGGCCUCCGCGGUCGCCGCCACCCCGGCCACGCUGCUCCGCCGCCAGGCCACCAUCGCGGCUGCCACUUCGGCAUCUGGUGGUUCGCUGUCACCCACCCAGUCCCCUGCCUCCGCCGCGUGGGCUAUCCCGGCGAACCCGAGGCCCAAGACCCGCGGACCGGCCCCGCAGUAUCACCAGUCAGCUCCAGUUAAGGUACCCGUCCGCCCGCCCCAGAAGCCGGCAAUGGAUAAGUGGGACGAACUGGACGACGAUGACGAGCUCCGGCACGGGGAUGCCGCCAUGCUGCCCCCGCACGAGAUGGUCGCGCGCGCGUCUGCUGGUGGCGCCGGGCCGGCCGCGCCCUUCUCGAUGCUGGAGGGCGCCGGCCGCACGCUCAAGGGCCGAGACCUUCGACGGGUACGCGACGCUGUGCUCCGUCAAACCGGAUGGCUCGACUGAAUCCAACGAGGUGAUGUGGCUCUGGCCUUUUGUUCAGCUUAGAGUCAUAGAUUGGUUACAUUAGGAUAUAAAUUCUAGUGGUGUUGUAGAUCGGGAGGGAAGAUGAGAAAGUAAGGUAACAGUUUGAGUUUUUUGUAUUUUGUGUGUGUGUGUGUGUGCAACUGCUUGCAAUUUUGGUCUCUGUGAAUUGGAAGGAUGUGUCUGAUAUUACUGCAAGUUUCAACAGUAAUAAGAACUUUUCAUGUAUUGGUAAA